AUGUACAAUGUCAUGUGCCACCGCGCAGUGUAUCGUAGCCAGGUACAAUUGGUCGACCUCACUAUUCAGAACUUCGGCGACGACGAACUCAUUGAGUAUAUUGCUAAUCGGUCACAAAAUCUCAAACGCCUUAAACUUGGAUCUUUUUAUGUGAUCUCAGUAGAUGCUGUGAUUAAAGCGGUAGCAAAACUUCAACAGUUGGAAGAAUUGCACCUUACUGGUAAGCCAUGGAUUGUUCCUGCCCACAUUGAAGCUAUAGGAACUUCUUGCCCAAAGUUGAUAUCAUUCUCAUACAAUGGACAUGGAACAGAGCAUCCUUUUCCACUAGAAUUGGAAGAUGAUGAUGAUGAUUAUGAUGAUGAAUUUAGUAAAGGAUUCGGUCGGAAUGAUUAUGCUCUCGCAAUCGUCAAAAGCAUGCCUAAUCUUCAGCAUCUUCAACUUUGUGCACAUUGUAUGCAAAAUGAAGGACUUGAAGCCAUCCUUAACGGCUUUCCACGCCUCGAAUCACUUGACAUCAGGCGAUGCUUUGGUCUCGAGCUUGGAGGGGAUUUGGGGGAAAGAUGCCGUCAGCAGAUAAAAGAUCUUAGACUCCCGAAUGACUCCGUCAGUACUAUGUCGUGGCUUGAAUGGGAUGGCAGAGACUCGUUUGGUAACAGCAUAGAUUUUAGCGAUUAUGACUAUGACGUUUAUGAAGAUUAUGAGUGUUACGAUGACUACUUCUCGCCUCUUGGUUAUGCUUUCUUCAAUGACGACGGGCUUGGGUUUUUCGACUACGACCAUUUCUGA
This is a messenger RNA of Salvia splendens (bonfire salvia), 786 nucleotides long. RefSeq names its product putative F-box/LRR-repeat protein 23. The record is from RefSeq and is a predicted model, not a curated record. The transcript has a single exon. NCBI's taxonomy places the organism in Eukaryota, Viridiplantae, Streptophyta, Magnoliopsida, Lamiales, Lamiaceae. The coding region runs from base 1 to 786 and encodes 261 amino acids.